Molecule: messenger RNA, 1426 nt
Organism: Drosophila willistoni
Lineage: Eukaryota; Metazoa; Arthropoda; Insecta; Diptera; Drosophilidae
Exons: 5
Coding region: 107-1339 (410 amino acids)
Source: RefSeq, a predicted model, not a curated record
UAAAAAAUAAUACACUAACUUUGAAUUUUCAUUCAAAUUACCUCUUUAUCUCCAUAACAUUUGUGAAAAAUAAUUACUGUAACUUUGCAAAAUUAUCAUUCAAGACAUGUGGGAGCAAUUGGAAAAAUAUCGCAAUCACUUUUUGCAAAAUGACUUUAAAAAUGUACUUAAACCAAGUUCCAUAAAUUGCCUACAGAAUAAGGAAUGGCAUAUGUCUAUGGGAAAGCGAGAUCUUUGUAAAUGUUAUCCCCCAAAAUGCACCACACCCUCCACUUAUUUUGAAGAUCGGGCUCAAUUAGCAUAUGGCUCAUUUGCUUUACCCAAAUUAAUGAAAGAAUUGGAUAGUGAUGUACAUUUGACGCACUGGAAAGCCGUUGUUUCAUUAACUGAAUUUCUGCUGAAUCCUUUAAAUGCUCAACGUGCUAUUACUGAAAUGGACAUUGUGAGAAAGGUAAAGAAUGCUUUUUUGCGCAUGAGAUUGAAACAUCACCAGGAGCAACAUUGUGAAGUAGAAAUGUACUUAAAGAUAUUUAAUAUUCUAUCAAGAAAUUUAAAUGGUGCCGAGCAUAUAGCUCAACGUAAAUGUCUUUUGAUGGAAUUUUAUAAAAUGCUUCAAAAAAGGGAACCACUUCAGGAUUUGGCCUCUGAAAUUUUACGCAAUUUGACAGGGAAACCCAAGGUUCUAGGUAUUGUAAUGAAAGAUGCAGAAAAUUUUGGCUUUUUGGCUAAGAUUUUUCUUCAGGAUCCCUGUCAGCCUUUAUAUCCACCACAUCUCUGGCAUCACUUGUGCCAUAUGCUGGAAAUAGCCCCUGAACAGGGCAUUCAAUUGGGUUUCUUUGAGUUUCUACAUUCUCGUCUAUUGAAUCGUUUACCCAAAUUUUGGGACAUGACCAGCAAAGCAUUUGCCCUUCUCUUACGCUGUGUGGAGGGUCAAAAGCGUUUCGAUCAAGUCGAUGGCAUUAAGCUACUCAACGACAUUUUGGAAGAUACAUCAGCUCCAGAUUCCAAGUUACCCAUGCAGCAAGUGGAGAGCUAUAAAUAUGUUGUCUUGGCCCUACUCAAUGGUCUACAUAGCAAAAAGGCUCUAUGGCGUAGUCGAGAAUUCACCAUGUUGCCCUGUCUAGUGGGUCAUGAGAUGUUCAAGACAUCGUGUCCCCAACUUCAAUUAUAUUGCUUAAAAACCUUGCGUGAAUUGGGUGUUAUGCCUUGUGUUAAGCGUUACAUUAUAGGCAAUUGGCUGGAAAGUUUACGUCAUCUAAUCUGUUUGGAUGCCGAUGCUGAAUGUGCCCGGGAUGCAUUGCUUGAUUGGUUGCGACGCGAUAUUGCCGAUAGUAGUUAAAACAUUUUAUUACUUAUUUUUUUUCUUUAAGUUUCAACGCGUUAAUAGAGCAAUUCAAAUUGUUUGGUGUCAAAAACAUCGCCUGAA